Molecule: messenger RNA, 999 nt
Organism: Knipowitschia caucasica
Lineage: Eukaryota; Metazoa; Chordata; Actinopteri; Gobiiformes; Gobiidae
Source: the annotation of a GenBank genome assembly
AUGAUCACUCUGGAUGAACUGCAGAUAACUACAGCUGAGAUCUACAGAGGACACGAAGGCCUGGUGAGAACCAUAAGCCCCUCACCCAGCGGACAGUGGCUCUUGUCAGGGGGUGACGAUGGCACUGUUCGGUUCUGGGAGGUCUUGUCCGGUCGUUGUGUGAAGAAGGUGGAAGUGGGUGAAGCCAUAAAGUGUGUUGCCUGGAACCCCAAUCCGAACCUGAGCCUGGUCGCCCUGGCAACAGCCUCACAGGUGCUGCUCCUAACUCCGCCCCUCGCCAUGACGGACAAACAGGUCAUCACGGCAACAGAGCGACUUUUAUCUGAGGAGACGGAGCCAAACACGGGGGAGGGCCCUGUUACCUGGAUCAACGCAGAGGGGGAGGAGCUUCUACAAGGCAUCCGUGUUAAAAUCCAACACCCCAAAGCCGUGUCCAUGGUGCUCAUUCACCAGGUGAGCAGGAGGCGGAGCCAGAACCCCUUCAGCCGAAACAAGGGAUUGGUACAGAGCGUGGCCUUCCAUCCAAUCAGAGCCUACUUCCUGUUAGCCACGCAACGUAGCAUUCGCAUCUACAACCUGCUAAAGCAAGAGCUAACCAAGAAACUAACGGCUAACGCUAAGUGGAUCAGCAGCAUGGCGGUGCACCCAGGAGGAGAUCAUGUGAUCUGCGGCAGCUACGACUGCAGACUGAGCUGGUUUGACCUGGAUCUGAGCACCAAACCCUACAAGACCCUCAGACACCACAAACGCGCCGUCCGCGCUGCUGCCUUCAGCCACUCGUAUCCCCUCUUUGCUUCAGCUUCAGACGAUGGAUCAGUGAUUGUGUGUCACGGGACAGUGUUUAGUGAUCUGCUUCAGAACCCGCUCCUGGUUCCGGUGAAGGUUCUUAAAGGUCAUGUAAUAACUCAUGACCUUGGAGUCCUGGAUGUGACCUUUCACCCCUCACAACCCUGGGUCUUCAGCUCUGGAGCCGAUGGGACGGUGCGAUUGUUCACAUAG